Pichia membranifaciens NRRL Y-2026 is the source of this 1306-nucleotide messenger RNA. RefSeq lists its product as hypothetical. The transcript has a single exon. Bases 15 to 1214 code for a protein of 399 amino acids. The record is from RefSeq and is a predicted model, not a curated record. Gene Ontology annotation, molecular function: protein binding. NCBI's taxonomy places the organism in Eukaryota, Fungi, Ascomycota, Pichiomycetes, Pichiales, Pichiaceae.
CUACAACGGAAAAAAUGUCAGAGAACGCCUUACUGAAUUUGAUUCACCGUGCUUCAGUAGUUCUUCCUACGAACCCCGAACAAGCUUUGGCAGAUUUACUGGGUUUCAAGACUACAUAUGCGGAGAAUCCUCUGUAUCUACAAACGCUUGGAGAGGCAUAUCUUGAAACGAGUGAUGUUGAAUCAGCAUAUACUGUUUUAUCUAAAGCUUGUGAAUUGGAUCCUACUGCACAAGAAGGAAUUGAGAAAUUCUUCCACCUAGGUCAAAUUAUUGGCGGUCAAAAUGGUGUGCAACUGCUCGAGAUAGGAAUUGCCAGGUUGAUUCAGCAAGCACAAGUUGUAGAAUCUUUAAGCAGAGGAGAAAUUCAAGCUGAUGGUACCCUAGAUUCUGGCGUCAAAAUUUUACUACAAGCCUAUGGGGAAGAAGAAAAAAUAAGUGAAUACAUAACCUCAAAACUAACUCAAGGGAUAGCUGCCAUCGUUGAGAUCUGGAUGACGGAUCUUUGUAUGUUACCUCAAGCAGAGGCUGAAUGUGAGAAGUGGACCACAACCUUGACGGAUAUGUGUUCCCACAAUCCUGAAACUCAUUCUAUAAUUGCUAGUAUACGGAUUUCACAAGAGAGGCCGCAGGAUGCUACUAAAGAGAUUGAACUUUCCUGGAGUUUGUUUCAGAAAAAGAAGCAAACCUUAGAAGAUAUUGCCAACACCAGUGAGAACAUUGAUCCUGAUGAAAUUGAAAUGAUGUAUAUUGAAAUGUACCAGCCAUUGGUCACUCUUUCCAAAUAUGCAACUGAAUGUGGAAUGUUUGAAACUGCAGCUGAUAUUGCAAGUUCUGCAAGAGAUAUCAACGAAGAUGGGGUGGAGGCCCUUUAUGUUGAAGGGUUUUCUAACUAUCUAGAAGCGUUGCGGAUACAAAAUGAUGUUACAGUGGCAGAUGGAGCCAAAAUUGGUAGAGAAUUUGAAAAAUACAAGUUAAAGAAAGAUGUGCCGAAGACAGAUCCAAGCUUUGAAUAUAUCAACAACUCUCGUUUAGCAUUGAGUUCUGCCGUCAAGUCACUCUACGAUACGGAGCUGGCAGCACAAGUGGAUCAAGAGCUACAAGUUACAAUCAGAGAUUUGUUAGAGAAAGUCGGUGGAUUUUUGGCCAAGGAGGAAGACAAUUCAGGAAUCAACGAAAGUAACUGGGAGAACGAAAUUGGAGAGGAUGAAGAUUAAUUACAACUGUAAUUAAAGUUCUGUAGUUGAAGUGGCAAGCUGUGUACUAUUAAAUAGCUACUUAAUAUUUUUAACAUAAUAAUAUCCUUUCU